AUGGCAGAUGAACUGUUCGAUGCUAAAUCCGCGGAUGGAUCAUUCAAUCUGGUGAAUCCUUCACCGUGCCCGCUUAAAGCCGAGGGAGCCUCAAGCUUCAAUCAGCUCCUUCAGGAUCACGGCAUCAGCCAGGAGCUCACGGAUCGGCUGCUCGCCGACGGUUGGGAUGCGAAAUCGUUUCGCCAUGUUGUCUGCCAGGAAUCUGAGCUUGCGGGGGUUAAGAAGAACUGGUCUUGGAUCCCGUGGAAGAGUCGCAUGACACAACAGAUGUAUGAGGAUUCCCUCAUGCAGAAGCCCGCGAAAAGGGCCAGGAUUGAGACCCUUCAGCUUUCGGACCUGUUGCUUGAUGAACCGCCACAGAUUGAUAUCAAUGAUUCCACCAUGGGGAUUUCAAUGAUCCGUCGGCUGUUGGAGGUGCAUGACAAUGCCCUCGCUCUUGCAGGCACCGCGCAUCUUGCGCGCCUCAAAGCUUACACCUCUAAGUUCUUGAGCCUGGUUUCGCAAAAAUUCCCGCCUGAAACAAACCUUCGGCCCCCUUCUGUGCUGGAAGCUCAGCAGGCGGACAAACACUUGUGGUCGUGCAUCUUUCAGCUUGUGAUCGAGAAAGAAUGGCAGGUGAACGAUGCGAUCUACGAGUUCACGGAGAUCCGCGGCGAUAUGUCGUCAUGGCUGCAGCCCCGUGCGUCCGCAGAUGUUCCUCCUGCGCAACAUCCCCCUUCAGCACAUCCAAUGCCCGGAGUUGCACGCCCCUUGUCACCACCGGAGGGCACUUGGCGAGCUGAUACUUGCAUUUCUUCCCUCCCGGCGCGUCUUUUUCUCGAGAUCACAUGGAGCAAUCACUCGCGCCAUCAGCUUAGCAUGGCUGUCCGUGCUUCAGGUGGAAACUCCCUCACCCUAAGCCCCAGCCUUGACCCGACCCUGGAUGUCCUGUGCCCAGACCUCCUCGAGCAGGUCCUCUUCCUUUGCGGCUCGGGAGCGGUCGCGUAUCUUGCAGCAUCGCCACUAGCCGAAUCAGCAGACUCGCCUGACGACGUGGGUUCCCCCUCGUGGCUGCUAUCGGCAAUGCACGAGCAAACGGCGGCGGCAAAGGUUUCCCGUUGCACCUGGCUCCUCAGCAUUGUACACACUGCAGGGGGUCAAGGGCAUUUGGAAUUGCCCCCCACUUCUUCUUACUGGUCGUCUGAGCGGCCCCAGGCCUGGCUGCAUCAGGGAAACUGUGCUCUGAUCUUGAUACCCCCAUUACGGUACUCUGACUCUGCUAUUCCGUGCCAGCCCCAGCUUUUGGCUGCUUCUUACCGCCCGCUUUCGGUCCUGGCGGUCAGCUCGCCCGCCUUCGCUCCCCCGCAAUGCGCAAGUGAAUUUGCAUCUUCGUUUGCCACGAUCGCUGCCCCUCUGCUCCCGGCAGAGGGCCGCGAGCUCUCCCUGCAGUCAGUCAUCAAGUCUAUGCCACGCAAAGGCCUUUUCGCAGGCCCACAUGCACUUCAUGAUGGAGCUGGAAAACGCUCCAUUGCCGAUUGGAGCAGCCCUGCCAGCCAUGAUGCAUUUCGGGGAUUACGCAAAGCCCUGCUGCAAUUCUGCAUCUCAGCUCGAGCCGACAAACGCUUGCUGGCUCGCGGUUCCUGCCCGUCGAAUGAACCGCUUUUCAGCUCUUCCGAAGUGUCCGCAGCCAGGGAUCUGGUGUUUCCUUCGCUGGGUAUGCAGACCCCGGAUAACGCUUGGUAUGUGCAUCCAUACCAACCCAUGUGCUUGCACGCGUUUGAAGCCCUGGCACAACAUUGUGGCGAUCAGGACAUUCAUUUGUUUCCGCAUUUGCGUAUGGGUGUGCCAACCGGAUUCUUGAAUGACAUCCCCCCUUCCAACUGUUUCUGGCCUCCCAAAGGCCAAUCAGGGGAGCUGAUUCCAUUGGCGCUCAAUCUUGAAAACUGGAAGUCGGCCGAUGUGGCUCCGGAGGUCACUUCGCGCUUGCUCCAAGAGGAGUUGGACGCCGGAUACUGCUUUAAGUUUGAGGGCACACUUGAGGAGGCGAAAAGUAGAUGGCCCGUUGGCCUAGCUCUGGGAAAAUUGGGGGUUGUUAGAGCUCCGGGGCGGGCCGAACGACUCGUGUUGGAUAACAGCGUAGCUGGGACCAAUUCUCAGUGCACAGUGCCGGAACGUCAAUGUUUCCCGAGCAUACACGAUGUUUCGCAUUCUUUCCCGAUUCGCGAGACUUCCGACCGCCAGAUGGCCAUUUGCAUUGAUGUCAAGCAGGCGCACAAGCGCUGCCGCAUCCGCGACUCCGAGCAGGGCCUGCUCGGCUUCACUUGGCACAACGCGCUAUACUUUUUUCGCUGCUGCCCAUUCGGAGCAGUUUUCUCACAGCAUUGGUGGGGUCGCGUGGGAGGGUGCACUUUGCGCCUGUUACAUACCCUGCUGUUCCUGGCCCAUGUGGGCCUCCUUUUCGUGGACGACUUCAUUUUCAGCCAAGCGGCCAGCCUCAUGCCGCUUUCGGGAGCUGUGAUAUGCCUCUUUCUUCAGAUCCUAGGUGUUCCAGUCAGUUGGAAAAAAUUACAAAUUUCUUGUCGGGUCGAUUGGAUUGGAUGGCGGUUGUGCUUCUCUUCGGGUACGGUUAGUCUCAGGGAAGAAAAACGCUUGCGCCUCCUUGAACACGUGCGUUCCCUUCUGCGGGGCGGAGGCCGUAUAUCUACCAAGGAACUGGAAUCCUUUCUGGGCCUUGCCAUGUGGGCCUGUGCACUCUUCCCCACUAUGCGUGCCAUGAUGCACCCUUUCUACAAAGACCUUUGGUCUCCGGCUGCCACUAAUUUCAGCAUUGCUCCGGAAUCGUGGCAUAGCAUCUGUAAUUUCCUUGAUUCUUCACUCAGGUUUAAGGCCUCACCUCCUCACACUGCCAUCCCCGCGGGUGCUAAGCUCCUCUCGGCUCGUCAUGUGCCUUUCACAACCCUUGCAGACUUGUCCAAAGUCGCCGUGACGCACAAAAGAUUGUGGCUCCGCGUUGAAUGCCUUAGCAGCUCGAGGCGGAAACUCUCUAGUGCCUCCAUCCGCUCGUUGCAGGCCUUCGAGCGUUGGCUGCAGCACGUCGCACCACUCGCCAGCAUGCGCCCAUCUCAGGUUGCAGACGUUGAGGCCUUUGCCGAUGCAUCGGCAUCCGGCCCAUCUUGCAGUUUGGGGGGUUUUGUUUCUUGUCCGGUUCUAGGCCAGGUUUGGUUCACUGAAACCUUUUCAGUCCAGGAAUUUGAAGCCGCAGGCAUUCCUUUCGGCAAUGACCUGGCUAAGGAGAUAGCCAGUUGUGAAGCCCUGGCUCAAGCUGGGCUGAUUCUUGCUCUCUCUAAGCUGGCUCCUUGCAGCAGGGUUCCUUUACGCCUCCCGUCCCUCUGCGAUAACUCAGGGGCGGAGGCAGGUCUGAAUAAGAUGUUUUCCACCAAAUUUCCCCUAGGCCUCGUUCUUGAACACAUCGCCCUCCUGGCGGCCAUGCAUCGCAUCUCUAUCGAUGUGUCUCAUGUCCCAGGUGCCAAGAACUGCAAAGCCGACGCACUUAGCCGACCGGCUGAGUAUCCCACACCUCCAGACUGCCUUCCAUGCCAGCGCAUACGCUUUGGGCUCUCUGCUCUCUGGGAGCCUUGUCCUGAGGUGCAGAUUUUCCCUUCCAGCUUCAGCCUUCCUUGGCUUCGCUGA
Messenger RNA from Symbiodinium sp. CCMP2592, 3669 nucleotides. The record is from the annotation of a GenBank genome assembly. NCBI's taxonomy places the organism in Eukaryota, Dinophyceae, Suessiales, Symbiodiniaceae.